Molecule: messenger RNA, 4395 nt
Organism: Toxotes jaculatrix (banded archerfish)
Lineage: Eukaryota; Metazoa; Chordata; Actinopteri; Toxotidae
Product: ral guanine nucleotide dissociation stimulator-like 1
Exons: 17
Coding region: 387-2648 (753 amino acids)
Biological process (GO): positive regulation of GTPase activity; Ras protein signal transduction
Cellular component (GO): plasma membrane
Molecular function (GO): guanyl-nucleotide exchange factor activity
Source: RefSeq, a predicted model, not a curated record
GCGGCUGUCCACUGGCGGAGAGGACACCGGCCGGCGGGUAUCGGUGGGUUCAAACCACUUCACUGCUCGGACAGAAAACCAGAGGGACCGUCUGCUCGGGUCUGCUCCGCCUUCGCUCUGACACAGACCGUCACUUGGGAGAAACCCAGCACAUUCCUAUGGAGGCAUAAAAUGUAGCCAACAGUCUGCGGUGAAAUUCGUCUUUGCAAUUGUAACACAGGCGCGUUAAUGUAGUUCUAAAUAAGAUAAUUUAAAAAAAAAAGAAAAAAGUUUUUAUUAUAGCAAGAUGAAACCCUAGACUUUCUGCUUCGCAAGGUGGAAGUUGAAUUUCAGUCCAAGAGUUUCUGCCAAGAUGGAGAGCAGCACUCCUUAGCCCAGCAGACGAGAUGGGAAAAUGGGAGUUAACAAUGAACCCAGUGCAGGAGUGGGGUGAGGAGUUUGAGGACGGCGCAGUUUACGGGGUCACUCUGCGUCGUGAGCCCGUCCCUUCUUCCCCAAACCCUGGUGGGACAAGUUCAUGCAGCGCCUUUGUCCAGUACCGAACCUGCAAGGUGCGGCGUCUGAAGGCCGCUACCCUGGACCUGCUUGUGAAUCAGCUCCUCGACCCCGGCUGCCAGGAGCAGGAUUAUGGCAAGAUCAUCCUCUCCACAUACAGAACCUUUACCAGUACCUCAAAGCUCAUAGAGCUGCUCUUUCAGAGAGACAGUGCUUCCUCAGAUCUAGACAACAGUGAAUGCUACAGGAGUCCCCUGUUGGCCUUUGUCCAGACAUGGUUGGAUGAGUACAGUGAGGACUUCAGGGAUCCUCCCAUGCACCUGGCACUCAGGCUGCUGUUGGAUCACCUGAGGAUCAGCUCUGCAGUGCAUGACAAUAUGCGUACCCAACCCAACUUCUGCUCUUUGGCUGGGCAAGCUGAGGUGCUGCUCAAGAGGUUCCAGAAAGAAGAAACUGAGACAAAUGUCAGUUCUGCCCCGGCAGAUCUGGAACAAGAGGAGGUGGGAUCUGAUGAUGAGGAUUCAGGAUCUGAAAACUCUGUGGAUCAAGGUGGUAUCAUGGAUUUCUCUGCUGCAUCUGUCGCCGAACAGCUCACCCGAAUAGAUUCUGCUCUGUUUGUUAAAGUGGUGCCUUACCAGUGUCUGGGCUGUGUGUGGUCUCAAAGAGACAAAAAGGAGAACAUGUCUCCCACCAUCCGCGCCACCAUCGCACAGUUCAAUGCCGUCACCAACCAGGUCAUCAUGUCCCUGCUCUGCCAGCCUACAGACCCCACUUCCAGUCCCACUUCCUCCAGCCGGCCUCCCACUACUCCGGUGCAAAGGGCCCGCAUCAUAGAGAAGUGGAUCAGAGUAGCACAGGACUGUCGUCGGCUGAAGAACUUCUCCUCUCUCAGGGCGAUCCUGUCAGCCCUUCAGUCCAAUGCAGUUUACAGGCUGAGAAAGACCUGGGCUGCUGUUAACAGGGAUAGCAUGGCCUCAUUUAAUAACCUCUGCGAAACCUUCCCUGAUGAGAACUGUGUCCUAACCAACAGAGAGCUCCUGGGGGAGGAUGGAGGCCAAGCAGCUGUGGAUAACAUUUCUCCAAAGAUAUCCAAGCGGUGUCCGAUCCCCAGACAGAUGAGUACCUCCAGUGGAGUGGUUCCUUACCUGGGUACCUAUCUUACCGUCCUCACCAUGCUGGACACUGCACUGCCAGACACUGUGGAGGGUGGGCUCAUAAACCUUGAGAAGAGAAGGAGGGAAUUUGAGGUUCUGUCACAGAUCCGUGUGCUGCAGGCGUCCUGCUCCCAGUACAGCCUGCCCCAUCACCCCAGAAUCGCUGCCUGGCUGCAGGGAUACAAGCUGCUCACUGACCAGGAGAGCUAUGAACUGUCGAGACAGCUGGAGCCUCCAGUGGACCUGUGUUCACCAACUCUCUGGAGCCACCGCACACUCACAAAGAAGCUCUCCAGUCUCCUGACGGCGAGUGAUGGUUCGAAGAAACUCCCUGCUGACCAGAUCAGCGUUUCAUCUUCUGGAUCCAGUGGAUCUGAGAUGGAGGAUCUCUCCUCGCCAAACUCGGCCUGCUCCAUCAGACUGCAGUCCUUUCACAGCUCAUGCAACAAUGUGUGUGAGGCCUUCUCCUCCUCCUCUUCCUCAUCCUCCCCCUGCUCCUCCACGGCGUCCUCUCCAGACUCCCCUACUCCCUCCAGCUCCUCUCCUGACUGCCGGACGGACCUUUGCUCCCCAGCCUCGUCAUGCGGCGGCGCACGGCCAAAAUCCGCUCUGUCCUCUCACCACAAACGCUCUGUGUCCAUGACCUCCCUGCCUGUGUACAACCGCCAGGUGGCUGACUCCUGCAUAGUCAGGGUGAGCGUGGACCUGGCCCAGAACAAUGGCAACAUGUACAAAAGCAUCCUGUUGACCAGCCAAGACAAAACUGCUCAGGUGAUUCAAAGGGCACUGGAAAAGCAUCACCUUGAGCACAUGAACUGGCAGGAGUUCACCCUGACACAGGUCAUCUCCUCGGAGAGAGAGUUGCUCAUACCAGAUAAAGCGAACGUCUUCUAUGCCAUGUCCACCACGGCAAACUUUGACUUUGUUCUGCGGCAAUUCCCCAAGGGCCAGAAGAAACCACUGAGGGCCACGUCAAGCCUCGGAAGAUACACUAAGUAGCACCUCUAGUCUACAAAUUCUCCACGUAGAAGAGCCAGUGGGACAUUGCUGGAAAAUGGUCUUUAUUUUUAAUAGUUGUUUUAUAAGAGUAUGUUCAGAGAGAUGGACCUUAUCCUUUAUGCCUCAUUUUCACCACAGUGGUGAAAAUGUGACUUUUUUUUUAACAUGACUGAUAGAAUGAUGAAAAAGCACUUUAUGAAGAAGAAUGCAGCAGAAACUGAUGAAGCUUUAAAAACACCUGGAUCGGACAUGCUUUUAUUUCCUGUUGGAAUAAACUGUGUAUGAAUCCUGCCGUUAAACCAAAAAAAAAAAAAAGGAAAAAACAAAACACCCAUUCCUUGACUUUUCCCAGAGCUGUGUGGGUCAUAGAUUUUCUCUCUGACUCUGCUGCUAGCUGUCAAUCCCCCGCCGCCCCCCCGAGAGCUACAUGUGGCGACAUCAGUGACCUAUUUAUACAUGAGCACUGAGAAAUGACGGGCCAUUCCCCUACGCAGCUGGGUGCCAUUAAUAACCUGUGAGUUUGAAAGGGAAUGGAGGUCAUAAUGAACUCCUGGGGCCCCCGCAGCAGGUUGUCAGGCGCUGGUGAUGAGAUAGCCCGGUGCGCUCUUGUUCCUGUGACAGCGCCAUCUGAGGAGUGGGUGGGGACGUUCUCACCGGGGAUCACUGUGUUCCCUGGGAGUUUCAGCCCGGCUCCUCCAGUGUUGCUGUGAUGCUUAUCGUGUGCGACUGGCAGCCCUGACUGGAAAGAUGGCAUUCCUGAACUGGAGUAACCAUGGCAGCAAGAGACUUUGAUGGAUGGGGAUGUAAACAGCGACGGCUACUGUAUCUAGAUGAGAUAACAAUAAGGGUGAACUGCUGUGUGUGUGCUUUUAGUGUUAGCGCUAUGACUAAGUAAAUUGGAAUUUAGAUUUUGUAAUGUUUUGUAUUUAUUUUCACUCUGGUUCCACUGUGGUUCACUUUGAAUGCACCUUUAUUUGAUUGACACAUUGUGAUGACUCACCAGGUGGCUUUAACUUGUCCUGACUGGUUGAAAAAUAAUUUUUCAAAACCUACUUUUCAAAUACUUUUGCAAUAUGUGUGAUUGGUUUUGUUAGAAUUUUAGUGAUGUCUUAUUUUCCAAUGAAUACUGAGAAUAUUUAAAAUGUUUAUUAUUAUUUUUUACUUAAUUGUAUUUAACAGUUUGGUUCUGACUCAUGAAGCCUGGAUGUAACUGGUGCUUAACUCAGCUUGAAGCCUAAUGAGGAGUUUAGAUGUGAUCAUUUCACUGACGCAAACACUGAGAUUGUGAGAAAGAGGAUAAUGAUCAUAUUUUUUUUCUUGCAGAUAAAGCUCCAGGGGGUAGUUGCAAACAGGAAGAGUUAUACAGUAAACAGACACCCUUAGUAAAAUCACAGUUUUAUCACUCGAGUCCCCAUCUGGGAGUUGAGAGCAUUGCUCAGAGGCGUACAUCUCUUUCGAGGAAAGAAACGGAUGUCUCUUUGUCCUCCUCAACACACACACUCCCUAUAAACAGUAAACUCUUUCCCAAAACUCUUCUUCUCUUAAAAUUGUGCAAUAUCCUUUCUCUUGGCAACUGAAACUUGAAAUGUAUAGUAUUUCUUGCUUAUAAAAAAACUGCUUUUGUUCACUCUUUAAUGAAGAUAGUGUCACACUUGUACAACAAAAAAUAAACUUAAAAAAGAAAUCCAAGAUUUGAAAUUGCAUUUCCUCCCUGUAUUGAAAUUUCUAAUAAAGAGAUUUUCCUAUU